AUGAAGAGCUUCUCACUGGAGAUGCCAGACCCACCCAAGCAACUUUUGGGCAUUGACGAGGUGCCAAAGAAGAGUCCCUCCUUCACCAGCAGCUCUUUUGAUAAAAGCCAGACCAGUGGUGCUGGUCCCGCGGCCGUCAAGAAGAGGAUUGCCUUCAGCAGCCGGUCGCCGUCAGUAGAGACCGAGGACUCCAAGGACAGGAGUAGGACCCCGUCACCAGAGUUGUCUCCCAAAAUCAAAAAGAAAGAAGAGGACGUCUAUGUGUCCUUGUAUCAUUUCCGGGCCAAAGAGAAGGACGACAUGGACUUGAGACCAGGUUCCCGUGUCACAGUUAAAACCAAGUCAAAGACAGACUGGUGGAAGGGCAAGUGUAACGGAAGGUCAGGCUAUUUCCCGGCCAAAUACUUGCUGAAGCUGGAGAAGUACCAGCGAGUCUAUCAGGUCAAUCAAACACUGAACCUCACGGAGCUAGAUGGAAUCGGAUUAAGGCUACACAAAGAUCAGAUCGUUGUAGGCGUCGGAGAGACGGAGUCUAACCCAACAACCGUUCACGUGAGAACAGCCAACAAGCGGGAAGCCUUGUGUCCGGUCCAGUUCCUGGCUGAAGUCUGA
Messenger RNA from Candidula unifasciata, 612 nucleotides. NCBI's taxonomy places the organism in Eukaryota, Metazoa, Mollusca, Gastropoda, Stylommatophora, Geomitridae. The record is from the annotation of a GenBank genome assembly.